ACUCUGAAGGCACCACCUUCCAUGGUUAACAACGAGCAGCGCCAACAUGCAGAGCACACGUUCUUAUCAUUUAGGAAAUCAAAAUCACCAUUUGCCGUUUGCAAGCAUAUUUUGGAAACUAGUAAAGUGGACUAUGUCCUUUUUCAAGCUGCCACAGCCAUAAUGGAAGCAGUCGUGCGAGAGUGGAUUCUAUUGGAGAAAGGUAGCAUCGAGUCACUGCGAGCAUUCCUCUUAACCUAUGUCUUACAAAGACCCAACCUCCAAAAGUAUGUUCGGGAACAGAUUCUAUUAGCAGUAGCUGUCAUUGUAAAACGAGGAUCAUUAGAUAAAUCAAUUGAUUGCAAAAGCAUUUUUCAUGAAGUCAGCCAGUUGAUAAGUAGUGGCAACCCCACUGUGCAAACGCUGGCCUGUUCUAUUCUAACUGCACUAUUGAGUGAGUUCUCAAGUUCAAGCAAAACUAGCAACAUCGGACUGAGUAUGGAAUUCCACGGUAACUGCAAACGGAUUUUUCAGGAAGAAGACCUUCGCCAAAUCUUCCUGCUAACGGUCGAAGUUCUGCAGGAGUUUAGCCGGCGGGAACACCUCAGCGCUCAGAUGUCUUCAGUAUUUCAGCGAUACCUCGCACUUGCUAACCAAGUCUUGAGCUGGAACUUUCUUCCUCCAAAUUUGGGCAGACAUUAUAUAGCUAUGUUUGAAUCCUCGCAGAACGUGAUGUUAAAGCCGACCGAGUCCUGGCGGGAGACCCUUCUGGACAGCCGAGUGAUGGAGCUUUUCUUCACAGUACAUCGAAAAAUCCGAGAAGACUCAGACAUGGCCCAGGAUUCUCUGCAGUGCCUCGCCCAGUUAGCGUCCCUCCAUGGACCCAUCUUCCCGGACGAAGGCUCACAAGUUGACUACCUAGCUCACUUCAUUGAGGGAUUGCUGAACACCAUCAAUGGAAUUGAAAUAGAAGAUUCUGAAGCCGUUGGAAUUUCCAGCAUUAUCAGCAACCUGAUAACUGUGUUCCCACGAAAUGCUUUAACUGCCAUUCCAAAUGAACUGUUCUCCUCCUUCGUUAACUGCCUCACACACCUCACUUGCUCUUUCGGGCGAAGUGCUGCAUUGGAAGAAGUGCUCGACAAAGACGACAUGGUGUACAUGGAAGCGUAUGACAAACUGCUGGAGUCUUGGCUGACCUUGGUCCAAGAUGACAAGCACUUCCACAAAGGCUUCUUUACCCAGCAUGCAGUACAGGUCUUUAAUUCCUAUAUCCAGUGCCACCUUGCUGCUCCAGAUGGCACAAGGAAUUUGACUGCCAACGGUGUGGCCUCUCGUGAGGAAGAAGAAAUAAGUGAACUUCAAGAAGAUGAUCGCGACCAGUUUUCUGACCAACUAGCCAGUGUGGGAAUCUUAUUAGAAGAAAGAGUAACGAGGCUCCACGGUCAGUUACAACGACACCAGCAGCAAUUGCUCACUUCCCCUGGCUCAGGCACUGUGGACAACAGAAUGCUUGACGAGCUCUAUGAAGAUAUUCACUGGCUUAUUUUAGUUACAGGCUACCUCUUAGCUGAUGAUACUCAGGGAGAGACUCCGCUAAUACCUCCAGAAAUAAUGGAAUAUUCCAUUAAGCAUUCAUCUGAAGUUGACAUUAAUACAACACUUCAAAUGUUGGGAUCUCCAGGAGAAAAGGCUUCUUCCAUCCCAGGGUACAACAGAGCAGAUUCUGUGAUUAGAGCCACCACCAACAUGUUGCCUGUCCUUCAGCCACUGCAGCAGCGUUUCCUACGCGUGAUCAAUCAAGAGAACUUCCAGCAGAUGUGUCAGCAGGAGGAAGUCAAGCAAGAGAUCACUGCCACGCUGGAGGCGCUCUGUGGCAUUGCUGAAGCCACCCAGAUCGACAACGUGGGCAUCCUCUUUAACUUCCUCAUGGACUUCCUUACCAACUGCAUUGGGCUGAUGGAAGUGUACAAAAAUACCCCUGAGACUGUAAACCUCAUUAUAGAAGUUUUUGUCGAAGUCGCACAUAAACAGAUAUGCUAUCUCGGGGAGUCCAAAGCCAUGAACUUAUAUGAAGCCUGCCUUACCUUGUUGCAAGUGUACGCUAAGAAUCACUCAGGGCGGCAAAGAGUAGACGUGACAGCAGAGGAAGACCAAUACCAAGACUUGCUUCUCAUUAUGGAGCUCCUCACGAAUCUUCUGUCCAAGGAGUUCAUAGAUUUCAGUGACACAGAUGAGGUAUUUAGAGGACAUGAACCAGGGCAAGCAGCCAACAGAUCUGUAUCCGCAGCAGACGUUGUUCUGUAUGGAGUCAACCUGAUUCUGCCCUUGAUGUCUCAAGAUCUUCUGAAGUUUCCAACCCUGUGUAAUCAGUACUACAAAUUAAUUACAUUCAUCUGUGAGAUAUUUCCUGAAAAAAUUCCACAGCUUCCUGAAGAUCUCUUUAAAAGCCUCAUGUACUCCCUCGAACUAGGAAUGACAUCGAUGAGUUCGGAGGUUUGCCAGCUCUGCCUGGAGGCCUUGACGCCGUUAGCAGAACAGUGUGCGAAAGCACAAGAAACAGAUUCACCGCUUUUUCUGGCAACACGGCACUUUCUCAAGCUGGUGUUUGAUAUGCUGGUUUUGCAGAAGCACAGCACCGAGAUGACAACAGCUGCCGGGGAAGCGUUCUACACACUAGUGUGCUUACAUCAGGCCGAAUAUUCUGAAUUGGUGGAAACCUUGCUAUCAAGUCAGCAAGACCCCGUUAUUUACCAGCGGUUAGCAGACGCCUUCAACAAGCUGACCGCCAGCAGCACUCCUCCCACGCUGGAUCGGAAGCAGAAGAUGGCCUUCCUCAAGAGUUUAGAAGAAUUUAUGGCAAAUGUUGGUGGCCUCCUUUGUGUAAAAUAAACAACAAAACGUAACGCUUAAA
This is a messenger RNA of Echinops telfairi (small Madagascar hedgehog), 2890 nucleotides long. It is a transcript of the gene XPO4, whose product is annotated as exportin 4. Gene Ontology annotation, biological process: protein export from nucleus. The transcript has 20 exons. Gene Ontology annotation, molecular function: nuclear export signal receptor activity. The record is from RefSeq and is a predicted model, not a curated record. Gene Ontology annotation, cellular component: nuclear pore; cytoplasm. The annotation marks the transcript as partial. Lineage: Eukaryota; Metazoa; Chordata; Mammalia; Afrosoricida; Tenrecidae.